AUGGAGAGGAAUAGCAACAACGCUCCGGAUCUGCCAUCCAGAAUGCCCGACAAUACUGCAUUCAAACAACAGCGGCUGCCAGCCUGGAGAUCUCACCUCUCAGCCUGGGCAGUCCUCCCUGGCUUCUUUACCACCGGAGCAUUCUUUCUUGGCAUGGGCGUCCUCCUCAUAUUAUCUGCAAAGAGCGUCAAGGAAAUUGAGGGCAAUGUCUACAUGUACUAUAAAUUACACAACUUCUAUCAGAACCUUCGCCGAUAUACUAUUUCCAGAAAUAAUCACCAGCUUUUGGGAGAAGAUAUUACGAAUGUUGAGAAUUGUGCUCCAUUCCAGAGGGAUUCAAAUGGUAUACCCAUUGCUCCUUGUGGUGCCAUUGCCAACAGCAUGUUCAAUGACACUAUUCUUCUGUCAUACUAUCCUCACUCAUCUACAAGAAUCAACGUCCCCCUUCUCAGCAGUGGGAUUACAUGGUGGACGGAUAAACAUAUAAAAUUUCAAAAUCCCAGAUCCAAUAAUCUUCCCAGUGCAUUUACAGGAACUACUAAGCCUCCUUACUGGAGGAAGCCUGUCUAUCAGUUGGACCCAGAGAAUCCAGAAAACAAUGGCUUCCUGAACAAUGACUUCAUUGUCUGGAUGCGGGUGGCAGCCCUGCCAACCUUCAAAAAACUGUACAGGCGCAUCCACAGGACAGGACCCUUUGUGGAUGGUCUCCCUGCAGGGAAUUACAGCUUCGAUAUAUCCUACAACUUCCCUGUAACCAAAUUCAGAGGAGAAAAGGGGGUUGUCCUUUCCACAGUGACAUGGAGCGGAGGGGGUAGCCUCUUUCUGGGUGUUGCCUAUUUGACCACAGGAGCAGUGACGUGGCUUGCUGCCUUUUCCAUGACCGCCGUUCACUUAAAAAUGAAAAAAAGAAAUAUAGUCUCCGAAAGUUAAAACUUGCCAAGGUCAAAGAAAAGAUGGAAAGAAUGAAGUCAGGGUACAUGGUCAGACCUUUCAAAACCUUGGUCAAAGGUCCUGAAAAGAAUUGUAAUGACUGAGUUAUUCUAACCAGAGUGAAUUGGAUUUAGUGACCAUGUUCCACUGC
This is a messenger RNA of Gracilinanus agilis (Agile Gracile Mouse Opossum), 1081 nucleotides long. Its product is annotated as cell cycle control protein 50C-like. NCBI's taxonomy places the organism in Eukaryota, Metazoa, Chordata, Mammalia, Didelphimorphia, Didelphidae. The transcript has 6 exons. Gene Ontology annotation, biological process: phospholipid translocation. The record is from RefSeq and is a predicted model, not a curated record. Gene Ontology annotation, cellular component: endoplasmic reticulum; plasma membrane; Golgi apparatus. The coding region runs from base 1 to 930 and encodes 309 amino acids.